AUGAAGACUACAAUCCAGGUGAUUCUAACCCAGGUGGCCAUCAAGGUGCUCGAGAAAGAGUACAAUGAUGUGGAAUACAUUGAUUCUGAAGUGGCCAUCCAUAAGUCCUUACAUCACAGGAACAUCAUCCAGUUCUUCCACGCUAUCAACACGCUGCGGACCACUUAUCUGGUCAUGGAUUAUCUGGAAGGGAAAGAUCUGGUGAUGCUGAUCAAUGAGGUGGGCUGUCUAACAGAGGAGGAGGCCAGGCCUAUAGUCAACCAGUUGGCCUCUGCAGUGCACUUCCUGCACCAAAGACUGAUUGCGCACCGUGACAUCAAAUUAGAGAACAUCCUGCUGGGUGAAGGUGGCAAAGUCAAACUUUGUGAUUUUGGGUUGGCCACUCAGCUCGUAGAGGGCCAGAUGCUGGAGGAGCUGUGGGGCACCUUGCCAUAUUUGGCCCCAGAGAUCUUGGCUGGAACACCAUAUGACGCUAUGGCAGGGGUUAUGUGGAGCUUAGGGAUUGUCUUCUACGUCCUGGUCACUGGAAACUUGCCCUAUGUAGAAUCGAUCCCCGAAGCUAUGUACCAUCUAAUCACCACCACCCUGUGCCGCAUUCCAUACCAUCUUUCCAGGCCCUGUUAUCUCAUCCUGGCCAGACUGCUCACCGGUUACCUUUGGUUCCGCCUUACGUCAUCUCGGCUUGUGGAACGCCCUUGGCUGGGCCAUAUUCAGGAACACGUAACACCUCCUGCCAAGGAAAUCCUCCCCAAGGUUGUGGAGACCAUGUGUAACAUCGGGUACACCUGCGAGCAGGUGGUAUCGUCUCUAAAAGACCCACAGUCAAACCUAACGGCAACUAUUAACAUCCUUAAAUUCAAACGUCCCUGUCGCCCUGAAGAGGAGCCACAGCGAACCAGCUCUGAUGUCCAGAGGGGAGAGCACACACACACACCUGCUCCACAAGACACCUGCCCGGAGGCGCUGCACUAUUCAGAUAACACAGCCCCAGAAGGAGAUGCAUUGGCCACUGAAACCAUCAACCCAGCUACAGGGGACACCACAGUCACCAUGAUGUCACUAGAUAGCCUGGCUGAUGACUCCUCCUCCCCUGAUCCACCUCUGAAUGUCAACUGCACAGGGCUGGUGAACAUGGCCUUCACCGAAGAGGAAGAAUCCAGAGAGCCAGAUGUGCCCAGUGACCAGCACCAGGGUGUACCCACAGCCUCUGGAACCAGGCCACUCCGGGGCUGGAAGCUCAUGAAAAAACGCAUUUCCAGAGCACUGAGAGCACUGUGCUGCUGCUGCCUGCCCACCCCACCUGGGCAAACAGAAGUGGUGUAG
Molecule: messenger RNA, 1323 nt
Organism: Chionomys nivalis (European snow vole)
Lineage: Eukaryota; Metazoa; Chordata; Mammalia; Rodentia; Cricetidae
Product: sperm motility kinase Z-like
Exons: 3
Coding region: 1-1323 (440 amino acids)
Biological process (GO): intracellular signal transduction; protein phosphorylation
Cellular component (GO): cytoplasm
Molecular function (GO): ATP binding; protein serine/threonine kinase activity
Source: RefSeq, a predicted model, not a curated record